CCUAUUUGCAGCAUUCCCCAUUUUGCAGCAGGGGCUGCACUUUUCUUUUUUUUAUUAUUAUUAUUAUUGCGACCUGGAACUUUUAAACGAGAAAACAUGAUGGAGAUGUAUUUACUUUCCAUCAUUAUAGCAAGUAUUUUCAUCAUACCAUUCGCACUCAAAACUUUGUCCCCUUAUUUUUGGGUGGAUGUUUUGUAUCUCAGGGAUCUACUGCGCAUUUUUGUAACGUUUUUGUCGAGGCGAAGAAGGAGACCUUUCUUCUUUGUUUUGGACCGUUUCUUGGAGCAGACCGCUGCGCAUCCGGAUAAACUGUUCAUAGUGUUUGAAAAAGAGUCCUACACGUACACUUACACAGAUAAAAGGAGCAACAAAAUUGCCAACGCGUUACAAUCCCACCCUGGGUAUAAAGCUGGAGACGCCGUGGCACUUUUCAUGGGGAAUGAACCCGCCUUCAUGUUUACCUGGCUGGCCUUGGCUAAAUUAGGCUCUCCUGUGGCUCUUCUCAAUCACAACAUCCGCACCAAGUCUCUCCUGCAUUGCUUUAACUGCUGCAAUGCCAAAGUGUUGAUAGCAGCCGCAGAGCUAAAGGAAGCAGUGGAGGAUGUGCUGCCCUCUCUGAUUGAGCAUGGUGUUACCGUCCUCCUGAUGACCAAACACUGUGACACACCUGGCAUUGAGAGUUUCUCUGAUAAAGUGGAUGAGGCAUCAGACUCCCCGCUGCCUCAAUCCCUCAGAUCACACAUCACAUUCAAAAGUCCUGCAGUUUAUAUUUACACCUCUGGAACUACAGGUCUCCCUAAGGCAGCUCUGAUUAAUCAGAACCGCCUCUUAAUAGCUCUGGCUAUUUUAUCUUCAAACGGUGUAACGGCUAGUGAUGUCAUCUACGUCAACCUGCCUCUGUACCACACAGCCGGAUUCAUGAUAGGCUUCAUUGGCUCCAUUGAGACAGGGUCAACUAUUAUUCUGAAGAGGAAAUUUUCUGCCUCUCAGUUUUGGGACGACUGCAGAAAAAACAAUGUGACAGUUGUCCAGUACAUAGGAGAAGUGAUGCGUUACCUCUGUAGCACACCGAAGAGAGAAAAUGACAAGGACCAUAAAGUAAAACUGGCCAUUGGCAACGGUGUCAGAGCAGAGAUAUGGAGAGAGUUUCUCAGUCGCUUUGGGAACAUUGAGGUCCGAGAGUUUUACGCCUCCACUGAGGGAAAUGUGGGAUUUGUCAACUACGCAGGCAAAGUUGGAGCUAUUGGACGAGUCAACUUUUUUCAUAAGAAGCUGUUUCCAUACACUCUGAUCCGGUAUGACACGGAGAGGGAUGAACCGAUUCGAGAUGCAAAUGGCCUCUGUGUGGAGUCACUCAAAGGUGAGACAGGACUGCUGGUGUCAAAGAUCACAGACAUUGCACCUUUUGUCGGCUAUGCCCAGAAUGAAGAACAAACAGAGAGGAAAAGACUUCGUAAUGUUCUCAAGAAAGGAGAUCUUUACUUCAACAGCGGAGACCUGAUGAGGAUCGAUAAAGACAACUUCAUUUACUUUCAGGAUCGUGUCGGUGACACAUUCAGGUGGAAAGGUGAGAAUGUGGCCACAACCGAGGUGUCUGACAUCCUGACGAUCAGUGACUGUCUCAAAGAAGCCAAUGUUUAUGGAGUCGAAGUACCAGGGCAUGAGGGGCGCAUAGGGAUGGCAGCUGUCACUGUGAAGGAAGGUUCACACUUUGAUGGAAGUCAAAUAUAUAACCAUGUUGUUAGCUACUUGCCCUCGUAUGCCCGACCUCGCUUUAUGAGGAUACAGAAUGCCAUGGAGGUGACGGGAACUUUCAAGCAAAUGAAGAUGAAGUUGGUGGAGGAGAGUUUUAACCCAGGAUGUAUCCAGGACCCUCUUCACAUCCUUGAUGAUCACAAGAAGAGUUACAUGCCGCUGACAGCUGAGAUCUACAGCUGCAUCAUAUCAGGCAAUAUCAAACUAUGAAUUGACUUUUAGCGUUCAAUAACGGUGUACACUCUAUUGGUACUUUUAAUGACAUGAUUUUUUUUUCUUUUGUUACUAAUGCUCAUAUUAUUUGUGUGCGGUAAAGUAAUAUGGAGAGAUAGAUGCUUUUAUUAAAAGCAGUCGAUGGGACUCAGACGUAUAAAUGCAAGUAAGAAUAUAAAUAGUAUAUUUACUACCAUGGUGAUAACUUAUAGUACUACAGUAUAAAACACCCGUAGCUGAGGGCUUUCUAUAUUUCUGAAUUAUUGUGUUGUGACAUCACUGAGGUCUAUUGAGCAAUGCCUUCUUGCUGUCGUUGAAACCUAGGCCAAAGGUCACACGCAGAGAACAAACGCAGAGUCAGUUGAAAGUUUUAGGAAGCUGUUAAAUUUAGUAAUCAAGUGAAGUAACUGUGGAUUCAUACUUCUUAACUGGUGAUCUAUGUAAUGUGAAGCAAACCAGACCUGAUCAAAAGUGUUAGUGAAGAACAGGAAUUCAUGAAAUAUUCCACAUGAAGUCAAGUAUUAAAUCAUCAUUAAUGACGCACUACUUAAGUCUUUUUUUAGUGAACGAUGACAAAAUCCUCUACAUACAGCGAAAUAAUAUUAGUAUUUAAACACACCAGAAAGUCCAGAAUCCAUCCCAGAAUAACCUCAGAAAAUCCCACUGUUGUUGUGUAUUUGUAGUUUAAUAAUAACACGGUGAAUGAAUCAAAAGGUGGGUUUAUUCUUUUUAUGAUCCGUUUGCUGCUGUCGAUGAAAAAGCUGAAGAGAUUCACAGGAAAUGAACCUUUGAUUUGAUAACUAGAAGAGUCAACAAGCUUGUUCUUACUGUUACAGUCUCGGCUUAACAGUGCCACACUUUUUUUUUUACUGAAGUGUAAUUUUCUCAGUUUUUUACAAUAAUGUGGGUUUAAAUUAUACCUCUUUAGGAUAAUGAUUUUUGGAGCCACCUGCUAAGAUUCAUGAUAAGGUCAUAAAGCAUAAAGGGGGAAAUGUACUGAUAACUCGUGUGUUGCAGAGUGCUUUGUAACUUUUUACAAGUGAAACUGUUUUUGACUUUUUUUCUCUGGGCCAUAAGAUGAUGUUUUGUAAUGAUUUC
This is a messenger RNA of Larimichthys crocea (large yellow croaker), 3066 nucleotides long. RefSeq names its product zgc:158482. The transcript has 10 exons. Gene Ontology annotation, molecular function: long-chain fatty acid-CoA ligase activity; long-chain fatty acid transmembrane transporter activity. Lineage: Eukaryota; Metazoa; Chordata; Actinopteri; Sciaenidae. Gene Ontology annotation, biological process: long-chain fatty acid metabolic process; long-chain fatty acid import into cell. Gene Ontology annotation, cellular component: plasma membrane; endoplasmic reticulum membrane. The record is from RefSeq and is a predicted model, not a curated record. The coding region runs from base 97 to 1965 and encodes 622 amino acids.